Molecule: messenger RNA, 1116 nt
Organism: Cyphomyrmex costatus
Lineage: Eukaryota; Metazoa; Arthropoda; Insecta; Hymenoptera; Formicidae
Product: zinc finger protein 37
Exons: 3
Source: RefSeq, a predicted model, not a curated record
UGUCAUCUUCGUCUUCUUCCAGGUGUAGUCUGGACAACCAUUGAGCCGGGACCGCCCCGGAAGUCGCGACACGCGAGUUACCUGAAGGAUGAGGAUCUCACCCUCAAGUGUCCCCAGUGUGGCCGGGGUUACAAAGUCAAACCCAGUCUUUCGAAGCAUUUGAAGUACGAGUGCGGCGGUCGCAGGAACUUUUCCUGUGACCUUUGCGGACGCAGUUUUACGCAGAACGUCAGUCUGCGCCGUCAUCUGAUGCAGAGCCACAACUUUUAUCAACCGCCGAGGACGCAGUAUCCAUUCUUGGAACGCGCGGUUGUCUCAUCGUCUCGGAAGUGGAAGUCCUACGACGACAUUUCUGUGAAGAAUAAUUCAAAAGUGAAAUCGGAUUUUCUGAAGCCGCUGAUAUCAUCCAUGGCUGCGAUUGAUAUCUCCGCUAACAGUUCAGUUCAGUUCAACACUGGUCUUUCGAUGUCACCUGCGUCUGUACCUGUCGAUCUUUCGAUCGAUCAGGUGAGAUAUCGAACUGUCGCACCUGUUGUGUCUGAAAUGCAAAACUGCAACUGGAUGUCGCAAACUCACAAAACAUACAAGUGCCCCAAUUGCGAAAGGCUUCUGUCUCAUCGGUAUACCCUGAAACGCCAUCUUAUAACUGUCUGCGGUAAAAAUCGCAACACUACCGGCAAAUAUGAGUGUAAACGUUGCAACAAAAGGUACGAAUGCAAGGGGAGCCUAUCUCGUCAUCGUAAAUUUGAAUGUCGUGUGACCCCCCAGUUUUGGUGCAUUGUUUGUAAGAAAAGAUUUACUCAACGAAGCAGCCUGAACAGGCAUCUGAAGACAAAGCACUCCGAAGAAGUUAUCAACAAUACCGUUCUUGAUGAGUUCAAAGUCGUCCAACAACAGAACAACUUUAGAAAAAGCAACAAUAUUUCUAAGCUCGGUCGCAUGAAAAGCAAGUUGUAAUAUCGCGAGAACGUCGAAAAUAAUGCUACAUUUAUUCUUGUCAAAAACUCCUCAAACCGAUUAGAAGAAGAACAUGAGACAAUCAGUUGUUAAAUAAAUAAUCAGAGGCAAAAUGAUCGUGUUAGUAGUUGCUGUUGGUUUUUUUUAUAAAGAAUAAAU